AUGGGUGGUCAGAAUUUGGAGGUUACACCUCAUAUGAAGUUUUUCUGGCAGCAACAGAUGAAGUUAUUGCAAACUGUGAAAAUGGCCAGAAGAUAUCACCCCCAAAUUAUUCGUUUUGCAUUGUCGCUUCAUGGUAAAUCCCCAGCUGCUUAUAGAGAGCUCAGAGAUAGUGGAGUUCUGAUCCUUCCAAGUGAAAUAAUACUUAGAGAUUAUAAGAACUAUUUCAAACCCAAAGCAGGUAGGACAUGUUUUAACCCAUUGAGCCCCAGUGCGCCCUACUUAUUUUUUUCCUUGUUUAAUGCCAGACGAUUUUACCCAUCAAUGGGGAAGCACUGCAGCCUAAUGAGUUAACCAAAAAAUCUGACAAUGUCUCUAGUUUACUCAUUGAGCCGCAAUGUGCCCCAGUGCGCCCUCAUCAAUGGGGAAGCACUGGAGCUUAAUGGAUUAACCAAAAAAUCUGACAAUGUCUCUGGUUAACUCACUGAGCGGCAAUGCGCCCCAAUGCGUUCUACUUAUUUUUUUUUACUUGUCUAACACCAGAAGAUUUUACUCGUCAAUGGGGAAACUCUGCAGCGUAAUGGGUUAAUUGGAGAACCUCCCUGAAAAUCAUGAAAAAUGUGAUGCGCACUUUCUUUGUAAAGAUUACAUAAUAUUAUUUAGUUUAAACCUGGACAAUAUCGAGUCUCUACGGGAGAAAGCCUCUUCAGCGGCUGGAAUUCAACGUUAUGUGGUGCUCGUCAUGGAUGAAAUGAAGAUACAGUCAAACCUUGUUUUCGACAAGUAUUAAGGAGAUUUGAUUGGCUUUGUGGAUCUUGGGGAUCCAAUGACAAAUUAUGCAUGUCUUGGGUACGAAGAUGUUAUGGCAACUCAUGCACUGGCAUUUCUGGUGAGAGGAAUAUGCACUUACAUGAAACAUGUCAUUGCAUAUUAUUUUACUGAAAAUGUAACCUCUAAUUACCAGUUAAUGUCAAUGUUUUGGAAGAUUGUUGGAGUUCUUGAAGUGUCCUUAAACCUUCGGAUCAUUGCUGCUUUCCAGGCCUCGAAAUAAAUCGUUGUUUGAAACUUUAUUUACCGAGAGUUACACAUAACAGUUUGACAACUAGUAUACUAACUUGUGGCCCUCUUAAUGAACCCUACUAAUGAACCUUCUGUACUACAUCCGCGAUGCUAUCUCAUAAUAUAUCAACUUUGAAAGCCGGCCUCAAAAUAAAUCUGGACGUUAUACCAGUCAUUAUGACCAGUGGAUCACUAAAUUUACCGGUCACAGCGGAAUUUAUGCCGGUCAUUGCAUGUCACUCCUUAGCUUCUUUUCCCCCCUCAUCUUUUGGUGACUCGUAACUUUAGAAACAAUUGUGUAUUUUAAUUGUACUUGUAUAUAAAGUAGAAGUAUGGCGUUCAUCAUAGCUGUAGUAGUAAAUAUUACUAAUAACAUUUAUAACAUUGUUUACUAGCAAAUUAAUAUAGUAAGUCACAAAUGACAACUGUAGUUUGAGUUGCGAGCAUGCUUUAAGGCUGCAUUCCAGUUACGUGUUUUCAUACGUGCCUACGCACGUAAAAGUUGAAAUCGCUUUACAUCCUACUUACGAAAUAACUAAAUUUAUAACAUUCAGUUUUGUGUAUGAUUUAAUGUGUACAGUACCGCUCGCGUAUAUCUUAACAUACGAUACGCGUAUGAUACGCGUUAAGGUUAUUUGCACUUAUAUGAAAUUUUAAAAGAUUUAAACUUUUCCGUCGCACGUGUGAAAAACGCGUAACUGAAAAACAGCCCUUAAGCACAUUGCUUGCGGUAUAUCGUAUCUGUACGACAAAAUGUGUUACUUCGCCGCCCUUAUUAGCUUGCACCGUAUAGACGGACAUACACUUCUUUGGAAAAUUGGAAGUAAAAAAUCUGCUCCAUUUUUGAACGUACUUUUUUAUUAAAAAAUUUACCGGUCACGCAUGUCCGCCAGGCGACGAUAUUUGCCGGUCAAACUGAAAUUUUGCCGGUCAGUGACCGGUGACCGGCACUUAUUUCGAGGCCUGCUGCUGUCAACGAUGGAGCAUCACCGAAUCGAAAGUUCUUUGAACUUUAUUCAAUGUUUGUGAGUGAUCUAGAGAGUGAUGUGGUAUAUCGCUUCAUUUUUUUCUUUCCAUCUAAUCAAGACUGCCAGAAAUUGCCUGUACAACUCUGGUUCCGGUUCUCGCAGUCGUCUUAUGUGGAACAAUUGUAGCUAUUUAUUGUUCAGGCACAUUGCUGACCUUUUCUAAAGCAACCAAGAGUUCGCCCUGCACGUUUUGCCAAAAUUGUCACUAGGCCAUACUAUCCUUACCCCUUGCAGUAAAAUGAAAGUCAAGCUGGCAACCCAAGUUUUAAGUCGAUCUGUGGCAAUAGCGUUGGAGGAGAGUGGAAAUGAGGAAGUCUUGGGUACGCCACAAUUUUGCUGAAUGAUGAAUGAUUUAUUUGACUGUACAAAUGUAAGGUCUUUGGCUGAACAUGUCAGGAGAAGAAAUCAUUUCAUCAAAGCAUACACUGCUCAAGAUGAUGAACGAUUUGUAUGGAUGAAGAAUGUUUUCUUACAGUACUUGGAGAACUGGAGGCAGAGUACAGUGACACGAGAUGGAGUGUAUUCCACUGAUGAUAGGGGAAAGAUGUUCCUUUCAAUUCAAACCUACAAAG
Paramuricea clavata is the source of this 2656-nucleotide messenger RNA. NCBI's taxonomy places the organism in Eukaryota, Metazoa, Cnidaria, Anthozoa, Malacalcyonacea, Plexauridae. The record is from the annotation of a GenBank genome assembly.